AUGGUCUGUGCUGUUUCUUCGGAAAACCAUCAGUCAUCUGACAAACUUUUGCUGCCUCCUUUACGGCCUUGCGACGGAGGUAAAAAGUGCCUUAUAAUUGAUCUGGAUGAAACAUUGGUGCAUUCAUCGUUCAAGCCGGUGAAGAAUCCAGAUUUCGUGAUACCGGUCGAAAUCGAUAACGUAAUUCAUCAGGUUUAUGUAUCAAAACGGCCCUAUGUUGACGAAUUUCUGGAAAGGAUAGGUGAUAAAUUUGAAUGUGUCUUGUUCACCGCCAGUCUUGCUAAGUAUGCCGACCCGGUGGCCGAUCUGUUGGAUAAGCGUGGUGUGUUUCGAGCGCGGUUGUUCCGAGAAGCUUGUGUAUUUCAUAAGGGUAAUUAUGUGAAGGAUCUGACAAGGUUGGGGCGUGAUUUAAAAAAGGUGAUUAUUGUGGAUAAUUCACCCGCCAGUUAUGCCUUUCAUCCUAAUAACGCAAUCCCAGUGCAGACGUGGUUUGAUGAUGUGAACGAUAUGGAACUGCUAGAUAUAAUCCCGGUGCUGGAGCAACUUGCUGAAGUGGACAGCAUUUACAGUGUACUGAGAAAUAGUAACGAGGAUAUCCACCAGAGUUUCGCGUCGGAGCAGAAUGAAACUAGUAGGUCUCCUUGA
Messenger RNA from Gongylonema pulchrum, 645 nucleotides. Lineage: Eukaryota; Metazoa; Nematoda; Chromadorea; Rhabditida; Gongylonematidae. The record is from the annotation of a GenBank genome assembly.